ACGACCCGAGAGCAUAUCCUUCGCUCAGUUACUCGCGAGUUCUCGUCGUUGGUGCAACCCAACAUUUCUAAUCCUUCUCUCUCUCUCUCUCUCUCCCUUUUCGAUCGUCAAACGAAGAUCAUUUUUUUCUCGAUACGAUCAAAAAGUUUUUAACUGAGGAUACAAGUUCGUCUCGAAUUUCCGCGCUCACUCGUACGUUAUUACAAUUUUUCAACGGUUCCGAUUCCUCCACUAAAAUCGGUAAAAACGGACCCCCCGCCGCUCGAAAAAUCUUGAUUUUUCUAUUCCCCUUUUUUUACGUUAUUGUUGUUGUUCUUUCACAAUUGUUCUCUUUGUUGACGGGUAACUUGUGAAAAACUUUGAAAUUUCGUCGUGUCCGCGCGGCCGGCUACGCCGGGACGAGGACAGAAGCCGCUUCAACAUGUACCAGCGACUCAAAUGGUCGUUGGUGCUACUCGUUUUCGUGAUCGUGACUCAGGUUGCGGACGUUUCAGGCAAAUACCAUCACAUUAAAGUGCGACAUGGAAGGCACCGGAGACAGCACGCGAAUAGUUAUUUGCCAAGCAGUUUCGUGCCCGACACAGAUGAGCCGGAAAGGGGCAACUGGGGACCCUGGACACCACCGAGCUCCUGUUCGAGAUCCUGCGGUGGCGGUGUAGCUCAUCAGACGAGGCAGUGUCGCGACGUCGAUGACAAUGGCUACGACAGGUGCACAGGUGCCAAAAAAAGAUUCUUCUCCUGCAACAUCCAGGAAUGCACAAACAGCACGACAGACUUUCGUGCUGAGCAGUGCGCAGAAUUCAACAACGUUGAGUUCGAGGGUGUAUACUACGAUUGGAUACCAUACACCGGUGGUCCGAACAAGUGCGAGUUGAAUUGCAGGCCGAAAGGUGAGCGCUUUUUCUACAGGCACAAGUUGAGCGUCGUCGAUGGGACUCCCUGCGACCUCGAGAGAAACGACGUCUGCGUUGAGGGAAAAUGUAUGCCGGUUGGCUGCGACAUGAUGCUGGGGAGCGAAGCGCGAGAGGAUUCUUGCCGAGAAUGCGGCGGGGAUGGAUCCGAUUGCAACACCGUCAACGGCGUCUUCGAUACCGACGACCUUCAAGUCGGCUACAUCGAUAUUCUCUUGAUACCUCAAGGCGCGACGAAUAUCGUCGUCAAAGAAGUCGCACCGUCGAACAAUUACCUCGCUGUUCGCAAUACGACCGGAUUUUAUUAUCUGAACGGACAUUGGAGAAUUGAUUUUCCACGGAGUCUCAGAUUCGCCGGGACGAUAUUUCAUUAUGCCAGAGAUCCGCAGGGUUUCUCAGCGCCUGACACGAUUACAGCCCUCGGACCGACCACCGAAGCCAUUUACAUCGUGCUGCUCUAUCAAGACAGAAACGUCGGUGUUAACUACGAGUACAGCAUUCCCAAAAAGUUCUCGCAACAAGCAGAUCCCGACAGUUACACUUGGGUUACCGACGAAUUUUCCGAGUGCAGCUCCACGUGCGGAGGAGGUUACAAAUCCCGGAGAGUGAUGUGUGUAAAGCGUCGCGACAAUGCGCCUGUGGAUGACAAUCUCUGUGAUCGACAAUUGGAGCCUGACGACACCGAACUUUGCGGCAACGAUCCAUGUCCGUCCGAAUGGGUCGCCAACGAGUGGGGGCCUUGCAGCAAGCAGUGCGGCGAGGGCGGUGAACGCACGCGAGAAAUAAAGUGCGAGCAGAUUGUGGCCGGUGGAAUACCCCGGAUCGUCGAUGAUUCCGAGUGCCUUAAAAAUCUCGGACCGAAAAACGAAACGACGGAAAAGUGCAACGAGAACGUCGAGUGUCCAAAGUGGCACGAAGGACCGUGGAAACCGUGCGACCACCUCUGCGGACCCGGUAAGCAAAAACGACGCGUAAUUUGCUACAGGAAAAACGAGGAAACCGGUAAAAUAGAGGCACUCGAGGACUCGGCCUGUUCCGCGGAGCCUAUGCCAGAGCGGGAAAAAGCCUGCGAAAACAGACCGUGCGCCGGUCUCGAUUGGGUUACUUCCGAAUGGAGCGGUUGCGACGAAAAAUGCGGCUUGACACGAGAAACGAGAACGGCGCACUGCGCGACUCAGGACGGCACGACUUACCCUGACGAUAAGUGCGUCGAGAGCAAAAAACCGGAAGUAACGCGAAAAUGUGAGAACCCGAAGAGCUGCGAAUUUUUGUGGUACACGAGCCAAUGGAGCGAGUGCUCUGCGAAAUGCGGCAAAGGAAUCCGAUCUCGGGCCGUAUUCUGCGCCGGAUUCGAAGGCGACACCCUUAAAAAAGUGGACGAUGAAAAAUGUGAUUCCGCCAAGAAAUUCAACGACACCGAGGAAUGCCAAGCCGAAGUUGAAGAGUGCAAGGGCGAGUGGUUCGCCGGUCCAUGGAGCAAGUGUUCCAAACCCUGCGGCGGAGGUGACAUGAGCCGUAAAGUCGUCUGCUUGAGCAACGGAACUGUCGUUCCACCGAGCAAUUGUGAAAUCGACGUGAUAAUGUUCGCGAGUGAGUCUUGCAACGAUUUCACCUGCAGCGAAGAUCAAGUGCUACCGGUCGAGCCAGGAGAGACUCAGGUGCCAACUGACGAAGACGAAGAGUGCGAGGUGUACGAGGACGAGGAAAAAGACUUUGUGACCUUCGACGGAAGAUUCAGCAGCGAGGAGGACAACGAAGUUGAUACAACCGGAAAAACUCGGUCGCCUCUCGACACCGAUAGUUCAGGCUUUACGAGCAUUGACGACACGAUGCUGAGCGACGCGCCGUACAGUCGAGGUGACAUAACGCCAGUUGAGACUGGAAGUGGCAGCGGAAGUGGCGACACCGAGUACACCGGUGACAUACUGAGCACCAUUUACAAUAUCGAUUCGUCAGCGUCGCCUGGUUUCGAGGGCAGUGGUGCUACGACGGACGAAAUAUCCAGUGAAACGGAGCCGGCAUUUACGAGCGGAAUUACGGAAUCAUCGACGACCGAAGUUACCGGAGAUGCGGAAACCGGGAGUGGUUUUACGGAAACCGGAGAAUCAAUAACGACCGUCGAAUCCGGUUCGGAAUCAAGUGGGGGAACGACGGAAAUGAGCGCCGAAACGUCGGAUGAGAGUGCGACCUCCCAGCCGGUCGAUGCUUCCGACGCGACGACCGAAAUAUCCACCGAAUCUUCUGCCAGCUCCGAAAUGUCGGGCAGUACAAACGACGCAUCGGAAAGCAGCGAAGUAACGGACGAAUCGAGCACGGAUUCGGCGACUGAAUUCAGCACCGAUGGCGAGACCGGAACGACGAUUUCAGCGACCAGUGAUUCAUCGGUGUCCGAAAUCAGUACGGAUAUGACGGCGACAUCGAGCAGCGAUUCCAGUUACGCUUCUACCGAUGCGACGAGUGAUUCGGACUCGACGGAAUCGACUGACACGCCUGAUACGGAACCGACCGAGACCACAGUUACGGAUAACACGGAAUCGACGCCAACGGACGUGACCGAAAGCACUUUGAGUACCGAUUCCUCUGCGAGCAGUGAAACGGACGAUACCACCGUCGAUUCUUCGACCAUCGGCUCCAGCGAGACUACCGAAGGCUCGGAAAGCUCGAGCUCGGACGUAGAAACUACUGAAGCGAACGCCUCCGAAAGCUCGUUCACUUUCGGCGACGUCAACAGUGAAUACGAUCCUGAAAAGGUGUCCGAAACUUCCGAAUCCGGGAGCAGCGAAACAACGACUUCGGAUGCCGGAUUGACCACCGACGCGACAAGUUCGGAGUCGGUGACCGAUGGAUCGACCGACUCUUCCACGAGCUCCGACGAAUUCGGCUCAACCGUAUCGACCGAUGAAACUGGCGUGACCGAGGAAAGUACGAUCGUCGAAUCCCGCGGAAGCACGGCGUCGGAAGAGAGCAGCGAAACUUCAGUGACCGACGAGGCUACGGAAUCGGGAGCUACGACAGAGUCCGAAGCCCCUACCGAAUCCGGAGGCACGACCGAGUCUUCGGACUUGACGAGCGAGACCGAAACUACGUCGAGUGACUCGAGCACGGAAGCGGUGACGACAGGAACAUCGAUCAGCGAAUCGGAAGGUUCGACGGAAAGCGAAGAAUCCACGGUGUCGGGUGAGACGACGGCGACGAUGGAAACCAGCACAGCAGGCAGCGAUAUGACGACGGGAACGAGCGACGAAUGGGACGACCUCACCGGUCAAUCUCACAUAACCGAUAUCUGGACUACGAUAAGCCCCGUAGACGCAGCCAUCACCCGAGAGCACAAGAUGCGCAAGUGUCUAGUGCCGAAAAAGAAAUCUUGCAAGAAGUCCGAAUUCGGCUGUUGUUACGACGGAGUGACAGCGGCUCAAGGUCCCUUCGACAAGGGCUGCCCAACGCCAAAGACUUGCGAGGAAACUGUUUACGGCUGUUGUCCCGACGGCGUUUCGCCAUCGGCUGGUCCGAAUAACGAAGAUUGUCCAUUCUCGCAUUGCAACGAGACGCUCUUCGGCUGUUGUCCGGACGGUAUCACGAUUGCCGAGGGCAACGAGAACGAGGGUUGCAAGAAGCCCUGCAACGAAACCGAAUUCGGCUGUUGUCCGGACAGAGAAACCGCGGCCAGUGGCAAGGACAAUCUCGGCUGUUGCAACGUCACGGAACACGGAUGUUGUCCGGAUGGAAUGAAAGCAGCGAGCGGAGCCGACCUCGAGGGCUGCGAGGACGAGGUAACGACCCCCGUGACUUCGUGGACCGAGAGCGAAACCGAGGAAUACGAGAGUACGACGAGCAUGCCAAGCGUGGAGCCAAGUGGCGAAGAUUGCGCCAAUUCGACGUACGGCUGUUGUCCUAAUGGUCUCAGAGUCGCGACCGGUGAGAAUUUCGCAGGUUGCGGGGUUAUCAAUCAAGAGAAUUGUACGGCCUCGUACUUCGGCUGCUGUCCCGACGGCGAAUCGGCCGCUCUCGGCCCGAGCAACGCCGGCUGUCGAUCCCUCUGCGCCAACACAACUUACGGCUGCUGCGAGGACGAUUCAACGCCGGCCCACGGUCCGAAUCAAGAAGGCUGUUGUCUCACCUCGACUCACGGAUGUUGCCCGGACAAUAUCACCCCGGCUCGGGGUCCCGAUUUCUACGGAUGCGGUUGUCAAUACUCCCGAUUCCGGUGCUGUCCGGACAACGCGACAGCAGCACGAGGACACAACAACGAGGGCUGUGGUUGCCAAUACACUCCGCACGGUUGUUGCCCGAACAGGUUCACUCCAGCGACCGGUCCGAACUUCGAGGGCUGCCCCUGUCACACGUACCAAUUCGGUUGCUGCCCGGAUGGCAUCACGGUCGCGAAGGGGCCCCACGGACAAGGCUGCGGAUGUGAGCACACCGAGUUCAAGUGUUGUUCGGACGGAAGAACACCCGCGAGGGGAGCCAACUUCGCUGGCUGCACUUGCGAAUCCUCCAAAUUCGGAUGCUGCCUCGACGGAGUGGAAGAAGCUCAGGGCGAGAACUUCGAAGGUUGUCUCAGUCUCCCGACCAAUCCAGGAGCAGCCUGCGGCUUGGCGCGCGAUCGCGGACCCUGCCGAGACUUCACCGUCAAAUGGUUCUUCGAUACCGAAUACGGAGGGUGCUCGAGAUUCUGGUACGGUGGCUGCGAUGGCAAUGACAAUCGUUUCAAGUCCCAGGAGGAGUGCAAGGAAGUCUGCGUCGCACCGCCCGGCAAGGAGGCUUGCUAUCUUCCCAAAAUCGCUGGACGCUGCGAAGGCUAUCAUCCCAAAUGGUACUACGACACCGAAAGGAAACAAUGCGGCCAAUUCAUCUACGGAGGAUGCCUCGGUAACGCCAACCGAUUCGAGAGCCGCGAACAGUGCGAGGAACUCUGCUCGGCACCGGAUGGCGUUGAUCCCUGCGAACAGCCGAAAGAAAGUGGCCCGUGCAAAGGCAACUUCACUCGCUGGUACUACGACAAAGAGCGUCAAAGUUGCGAGCAAUUCGUCUACGGUGGAUGCAAAGCGAACGACAACAAUUAUCCGACCGAAAUUGCCUGCCAUCAGCAAUGUCUUCAACCCGGUCACAGCCGCGAUUCUUGUUCCCUUCCCCGGGACGAGGGUAACUGCACCGAGAAGCAUUCGAGGUGGUUCUUCGAUAGAUCGGAGAACCGUUGCAUGCCCUUCUAUUUCACGGGCUGUGGUGGAAAUAGAAAUAACUUUGACUCUAGACGCGCAUGUGAAUCCGAUUGUCCACCCAAAAUUGAACAAGACACCUGUCUGCUGCCCGCACUUCUCGGGGAAUGUCACAAUUAUACGCAACGCUGGUUCUACGAUUCGUACGAGCAACGCUGUCGACCAUUUUAUUACGGAGGAUGUGGAGGAAACGGCAAUAACUUUGAAACGGAGCACGAGUGUGCUGGUCGUUGCGAGAAGUCGCUUUCGACACCUGCGCCACCUGCUGUCGAAUUCAGGACUGAGUUUUGUUUCCUUCCUGACGAACGCGGUACUUGCAACGAAAAUACAGUCAAAUGGUUCUACGACAGUCGUGACGGUAUUUGCAAACAAUUCCACUACUCCGGAUGCGGAUCUAAUGGCAAUAAAUUCGACACGCGAGAAGAGUGCGAAUAUCGAUGUGGCGAAGUCCAAGAUGCUUGCGCAAUGCCCAAAGUGGUUGGUCCCUGCAACGGUUUCGUAACUCAGUAUUACUACGAGCGUCGAACCGAUACGUGCGAGGAGUUCGAAUACAGCGGAUGUGCCGGAAAUAAAAACCGCUUCCAGGACCGUCGAGCUUGCGAGGCUAAAUGUCGAGAGGGCAGAGAGCCUUCGAGGCGAAACGAAACGAGCACGAUUCCACCGGUGCCCACGCAACAAGUACUGCCGACUAGUCCAAUCUGUUUCGAGUCUGUCGACGCUGGCCCUUGCGACGGCGACGUCACAGCUUAUUACUACGACCCGACCUCCAAAUCCUGUCAGGCCUUCAUUUAUGGUGGCUGCAAGGGAAAUGCCAACAGAUUCCAAACGGAGGAACAGUGCGAGAGACUCUGCGGACGUUUCCAGGGCCAAGACGCCUGUAACUUGCCCUCCGACACCGGACCUUGCAGAGGCAUCUUCCCCAAAAUAUUCUACGAUCCGAGCGCUCGUAUCUGUCGCGAAUUCAUCUACGGUGGAUGCGACGGAAACGCUAACAGAUUCAGCAGCGUUCCCGAAUGCGAAUCCGUCUGCAUUCAUCGCGAAGAGCCUGCUCCUGCUGGAAAUGACACAGCUCUCUCUCACUUCGCUAUUUGUCGUGAGCCUGUGGAUAUCGGAUCUUGCUCGGCUGGCAAUUACAAACGGUUCUACUACGACGACGAUCGUCAAACUUGCAUGCCAUUCCUCUAUACCGGUUGUGGUGGCAAUCGUAACAACUUCAAAACCUUCGAAUCAUGUCUUAACACCUGUUUCCGGACGAGCAACGAGAUAGACGUGGGAGGUGAUGCGCAUUUGAGGGAUCCUUGCGCCGAGGCUCACGAGGAGUGCGCCAUAAUUCGUUGUCCUUACGGAAAAGAGGCAUACGUCGAUAACAGCGAUUGCGAGCGUUGCCGUUGCGUUGAUCCCUGCAGAGUGCUUUACUGUCCGGAAGGCACGAGAUGUUCGAUCAGCCUCGUGGCAACUGGCGAUGGCACUGAAUAUCGCGGAGUUUGUAGAUCGACUUCAAAACCAGGAAACUGUCCCGUCGUAUCAAACAGCACGAGAUGCGAACGUGAAUGUUCGACCGACGCUGAUUGCGUCGAAGACACGAAAUGCUGUGACAACGGCUGCGGCACCUCGUGUCUCGAACCAGCGCCCGAGCCACAGACGACCUUACCUCCCAUUUUCAAUAUCACUGCACCACCGUACGGUGCCGAACCCGCUGCCAUUAAAACUCCUGAACAACCGGAAGUCAGAGCCGAGGAAGGCUCCUAUGUCACGAUGACGUGUUACGCUACCGGAAAUCCGAGACCGGCGAUAACUUGGAGGAAAGACACGACAAUCAUCAAUGCAGCAGAGAAGAGACGACGUAUAUUGGGCGAUGGAUCUCUCCAAAUCAUCAACUUGUAUUCCUACGAUCGUGGUACUUACGUGUGCACCGCAGACAAUGGAUUGGGACCACCUGCCAGGACGGAAUACCACCUCGAAGUCACAGAGCCGCACGAUCGUUCAGCGGCCAUCGUAGGAGAGCCGAGCACGUUUGUCACCGUGACGAUGAAUUCUCCAACGGUAUUACACUGUUACGCAAUGGGUUGGCCAAGGCCGUUCGUAACUUGGUGGCGGGGUGAUCGCAUGUUGCCAUUGUCCUCGGAAUAUUACGAGCAAGAUUCCGACUAUACUUUGCUAAUACGAUCGGUAACGCUAACGAAUCUCGGUGUUUACACCUGCCAAGCUUACAACGGUAUCGAAAGACCUGCAUCCUGGUCCGUAACCCUUCAAGCAAUCGGUCCGGUUUACAACAUCCGACCUGAUCAACUCGAAUACGCUCAAUAUCUCGUUCAGCCACCCAAACGACCCGACAGACCCGCCACCGAACGUCCUCAAUACCCUUACAGACCGAGCAGAACUCAAAUCCCCGACAAUCAAACCUACGCACCCAUUUAUCCAACCCAACCACCGCCGCAUCGACAACCGUACACUCCAAGACCAGCCUACACUCCCAGGCAACCGUACACUCCUAGACCAGCCUAUACUCCUCCGGGUGUUAUUCCCAUCGAAAACCCGGCGCCACAGCCGUUCAGAGUACCGGUGAAUGUCAACGUGAGUACGGACCAGACGGAAUACCCGGUAGGAAGCGACAUCAGCUUGCAUUGCACCGUGGAUGGCUAUCCGAUUCCAACGGUCCUAUGGUAUAAGAACGACGAACUCAUUCUUACGGAUGAUCGUAUCAAGAUUUCUGAAUCAAAUCAACUUGUCAUUUCGAGUGCAACGAACAACGAUACGGGCACCUAUCGGUGCGACGCUUCCAACGAAAACUCAAGGAGUACAGCGAGUGUUGAUAUUCGCGUCGAGGGCAUGUACAUACAUCCGGAUUGUCAGGACAACGCGUUCUUCGCAAAAUGUGAUUUGAUCGUAUUCGCGAAGUAUUGUCGACACCAGUACUACGCGAAAUUCUGCUGUAGAUCCUGUACGGAAGCGGGUCAACUAUCAGCGACCGGUCCCCGCUUGAACGCAGCUAAAAAACGAAGGAGAAGAAGUUCCCUCGAUCGCUGGCUCGUUUAAGACGAAGAUAAGAAGAAAAAGAAGUGAAAACCCAACCGAAUAUAUAUCAGACGAAUAACAUCGAAAACACACACCGAAACAAUGAAGAAGUUACGAGGAGGAAGUGAGGAAAAACAAGAAUCAAAAUGGAAGCCACUUUAGCAUUGUAGUCGAGUAUGUCAGGGGAGGUCGACAGAAUCAACGAACUUGUCAUGCUCAUGACGCCCGAACGUUAAGAAGGGUCAGGUAAAAGGGAGCAAAGAGAAUACGAAAGAGAGACAAUGUCUGUCGAUAAAAAAGUGGAGAAAUAAACAAACGAGAGAAAAAAAAAAGAUAGAAAAGAAAUAAACCGGAAGUCGGAAAGAACGAAUCGAAUCUCGUUCACUGCCAAAGUUUUAGAACGUCUAUCCUUACAUAUGUAGAUACUAAGUACCUAUAUACAUAUUAAUCGACUUACCGUCGAGUGACAAAAGAAUAAGAGAAGAUAUCGAAUAAGCGGGGGAGAAAGCAGAACGAUAUGGAAAAAAGUAAUGAGAAUGCGAAAACUCAGCGACGUGACGUUUGCUGGCACUUUGAGCGGAAGCACACAUUUUACCUUUUAUAAAAACACCCCACACAUAUGAAAAUGUUCACAUAUCGUUCGUCGAAUAUUUCAUGUCUGAAAAAAAAAGAAUCAUCUACAUUGAUCAAGUGAACGGGAAAACGUGUAUAUGAUAUGUGGACUCCGUGACGUCACGUGCAAUUAUUCCAAGCGUUGACGCUCUUUGUAUAAUGAAUAUUCCGAUACGUACAAGACAUUCCGUGGUCAGGAUUUACCGAGUGAUGGAUCAUUCCAUUAUCCGGAGUAAAAAGUUCUUGGGCAUUUUUAUUUGCGACGAAUAGUUCACGAGAAUUUGAUGAUUAGCGACUGGGGAUUCUGUUCAGCUGUCGCUAAUUGAUGAAUAUCUCAGCAACGGUACGUUGCACACAUAAAAAUAAUCCUGGACCAACUGCUCUAGAAUCGUCUGAUCCACUUGCCCCAUUGAUCUUGACACUGUCGGAAUCGCUUGUAGCUAUAUAUAUAAAUAUGUAUACUUUAUUAAUGAAUAGUUUUAAUAACUUCGUAGUACAUUUCUAAGGCAAUUUGCAAACGUAUUUGCGAUAAUAGCAAGCGGUGACACUAUUUGUAUGCAAGAUACCCGCGGAAGAAUACAAAAAACGAUAAAUGUCUGUUAUUAACCAAUGACUGUCACAAAUAAUUCACACGAAGACACAUAAGGAGACUCGCAUUUGUACAGUUGUAUUUUAUUAACAGUAGAAGAUUUUCAGAGCCAUAUUUUCACGUGUACGUAAUUUUGCUUUCGUAUAGAAAUCAGUUAAUUUAUAGAUCGACCGGUGAACACUGUUUUUUUUUACCUCAGCGUCUUCCUGAUGAAUUUUAUUAAUCUUUCUUUCGAAUUCCAACGAGUUUACAUUUUUAUAAAUAUCGUCAUGAAUUAACAUGCACCUGGUGCCAAGGAUCAACAGUUUUAUUCGAAUUUAAGUUUUGACUCGCUUAUCAGGCCGUAGGCACUCCGAAGACAAUCCACCCCGAGAAACAUCGAGUAGAUUAUUUUGUAAAACGAACUUAUUAACGAACGAAGGAUUGAUGAAUUUAAACAUAAACAACAAAAGUAGUAAUAACAAUGUUUGUAAGAAUAAAAUAACUCAAAUGCGAGCAACAAUAUUUAAAAAAAAAAAAUAGAACGAAGAGAAAAAAAAACAUUUUAUACCUGUACGUGAAUGAGUGGCAAAAAUAUUCGUGGAAAAUUUCGAAAGCGAAUUAUGGAACUGCACUAGUGCGACGCAAUCGACGAGCGUUUUUUCACAUAUCGAUCGAGCCUAAAAACACGCGUUAGAGUAAAACACACACACGUACACACAUACACAUACACGGGGACACAGUGAUGCACACAGUGCCUUACUACUAAGAGCUCUGAACUACAAAUCGAAAAAAAAAUUGGUGAAGAAAUCUUGUAGAACUCUUGCAGAAGGAAAAAAAUAAUGAAAACCGAUUUACGAGCUUUCCUCGUGCAAACAAGACCCCAGGCUGGAUGUUGAAUAUCGAUAUGACAGGCUAAACAUUUUGAAAUUAUCAAAUAUCAAUGAUUUAUAUAUCAAAAUAUAAAUAAAUGUUUUUCAAAAAUAUUUAACAUUAAAGUGAACAGUAAAUUUUGAACUCCCUAUAGUUUAAUGAAAGAAAAAAAAAAAAAACGGAGCAGUAUUCUUCGUAUCUCGAGAAUACAUAGAGUAGCUCAGAAUAUUAUGAAACAAAGAUAAAACAAAAGUAUAUAUAUAUCGAAACACGUCACUGAUAAUGAAUAUUUUAUCGACAAUAAUAAAGGUUAAGGAAUUUAAAUUACACUUAGAUAUGAAAUAUUUGAUUAUCUUCUAAGGUGGAAUCUAUUAUUAUUCUUUUUGUUCAUAUUUUUGAUGUUUUUCUAUUUUUUCAACGUCACGUUAAUCCUUAAGGUGGAAAACGAAAUGUUUGAAUUUUGAAGCAUUAUUUUUUGUAUUCUACGAUGCUAUAAUAAUCCUACGUAACGUCGUUUUAUAAGUUGUUGCCAUUUUUCGUAGAUGUUAUGUGUACGAAACAUUUGUCAUGUCGAAUGAAUCUUAAAAAAUUCUACUGUAGCGCUAAAGUUAAAAAUAUAUCUGUAUACGCAGUUUAAAACGAAA
Venturia canescens is the source of this 11839-nucleotide messenger RNA. It is a transcript of the gene Ppn, whose product is annotated as Papilin. Gene Ontology annotation, biological process: proteolysis; extracellular matrix organization. The record is from RefSeq and is a predicted model, not a curated record. The coding region runs from base 422 to 9163 and encodes 2913 amino acids. The transcript has 30 exons. Gene Ontology annotation, molecular function: serine-type endopeptidase inhibitor activity; metalloendopeptidase activity. Lineage: Eukaryota; Metazoa; Arthropoda; Insecta; Hymenoptera; Ichneumonidae. Gene Ontology annotation, cellular component: extracellular matrix; extracellular region.